This is a messenger RNA of Drosophila nasuta, 4951 nucleotides long. It is a transcript of the gene Syn2, whose product is annotated as Syntrophin-like 2. Gene Ontology annotation, cellular component: dystrophin-associated glycoprotein complex; intracellular anatomical structure. Lineage: Eukaryota; Metazoa; Arthropoda; Insecta; Diptera; Drosophilidae. The record is from RefSeq and is a predicted model, not a curated record. Gene Ontology annotation, molecular function: structural molecule activity; protein binding.
AUUUCAUCCCUAAGAUUGUAUGUAAAUGUGUGUGUGUGUAAUUCCAAAUCUUUGAAACUUCUGCGAUGCUCUGCUAACUCAUUAAUUAACUUUGCCUGCCAUUGUUUGCGAAUGCUAUUUAUUCUUGGCUUAUCACCGAGCCCAAAGUGCCCGUUGUGCACAACAAUAUUUGCCUGGCCCAGGCCCACAACCAAAAAGAAAACAAUACACAGGAAUGGCAAAAGACGCGGAGGGCAAUGAGUCGAAAUCGCAAAGUUUUAAUGAGCUAACGCAGAAAAUAUGAAGCUCUCAGACACCAUGGCGACGCCGAUUGAGGAAAAACUCGAUCAAAACUUGAAGGUGCGCUCUGGCAUGGUACAUGUUAGCGAUGGCAAGAGCAGGCCAGAACCACUUAGACUUAACUUAACAAUGGAAUUGUUGACCUUGCAAAAGUUGGAAAUUGUUACGCCAACAAGCUCACAGCACAAUGGACCCCCGAUGGAAUCCAAGGAGCGUAUGGUGCAAAUAACGAGACAGAAGCAAGGCGGCCUUGGCCUCAGCAUAAAAGGUGGCGCUGAACAUAAAUUGCCCAUAUUAAUAUCGCGUAUCUACAAGGAUCAGGCGGCGGACAUCACCGGCCAACUGUUUGUGGGCGAUGCCAUCAUCAAGGUGAACGGUGAAUAUAUCACAGCCUGUCCACACGACGAUGCGGUCAACAUACUGCGCAAUGCCGGCGACAUUGUUGUCCUCACAGUGAAACAUUACCGCGCCGCAACGCCCUUCCUGCAGAAGCAACUAACAAAAGACACGCCCGACUCGGACAACGAUGUCACAUGUGCCGAGCUGAAGGCCGACGAGGGAUACAAGUCAUCCGUAAAUAGCGGCACCAUAAGUCGCAGCUGCAGUCGGCCAAUGUCAAUUUGCUCGGAGCCCGAGAAACGUUGGACUGAUGUGGUGGCUGUGCCGCUAAUGAUGGCCUAUGUCACACGUUACAUCUAUGGCACGGACAAGCUGCGCCCGAAUGCAUUCGAGGUGCGUGGUCUGAAUGGUGUCACCACCGGGGUCAUACACUGUGAUGAGCUGGCGAUACUUAGCCAGUGGUUAAAACUAAUUACCGACAAUGUUGUGGGCCUUACACAUCUGCAGAUGAAACUUUACAAUCGCAAUUUUGCCGUGGGCGAACGCAUUGAGUACAUGGGCUGGGUCAAUGAGGGAGUUAUCAACAACAAUAUAUCAUGGCAGAGCUAUAAGCCUCGAUUUCUGCUGCUCAAAGGCACCGAAGUGAUGCUAUUCGAAACGCCUCCGCUGAAUGUGGCGGGUAUUAGCAAGGCUUUGGUGGUGUAUAAAGUUUAUCAAACAAUGUUUCGCAUUGUGAAGGAGUCGGAGACCGUGGAUAGCCGACAGCAUUGUUUUUUGUUGCAAAGUUCUGGACACGAGCCGCGUUAUUUGAGCGUGGAAACCCGCCAAGAGUUGCUGCGCAUCGAGAACAGUUGGAACGCCGCAAUUGUGACCAGCGUAAUCAAAUUGGGCCGCAAGACCUUUGCCGUUUCGCAUCAUGGCAAAAGCGGUGGCUUGACACUUGACUGGCAGGCGGGAUUCUCACUGACUGAGGGGGCCGACUCCGCUGUGGUCUGGCAGUAUAAGUUCUCACAGCUGCGCGGCUCCAGUGACGAUGGCAAAUCGAAAUUGAAGCUACAUUUCCAGGACAACGAGACGCGGGCAAUUGAGACAAAGGAAUUAGAGUGCCAGGUUCUGCAGAGUUUGCUAUUUUGUAUGCACGCGUUUCUCACCGCCAAAGUUGCUUCAGUGGAUCCCGCAUUUUUGAGCUCGAUACAGCAGACCUAAGCUAUCGAUAAUUGUCAUCAUAGCGCUAUCGAUAAUCUGAAAAUCAAAAAUUAAAUAUAUAGUAAGCUUAAAGAAAACUAAACAAUUUGUAUUUCAAAAAUACAAUUGAGAUCAAUAUGUUUAAGAUACAAAAGUUUGCAAGUAAGCCAGUUAUAGAUACUAAGUAAUUGCAGUAAUAAUUAGUUGAAUUUGAGUUACAUUUGAUAUAUGAAAUUAUUACAAAUAUAAACAAGAUGAAUGAAAAAAAGAAAACGUAGAACGAAUGAUAUACUUAAAGUGAAAUCUCUUGGUGCAACACAGUAAAUUUAAGCGUGCUCUAGGCUUCUUUCCUAUAUUCAAAAGUAAAAAUUAGUUAAAAACGUUGUAAUUGUAAACAAUUGAGUACGAGUACUUAAAUAUAUCUUAUAUACAUACAUAUAUAUGACGAACAAUUAACAAUUAGCUAUUAGCAAUUAUAUUAGUAAUAUUUAUACUUAUUGUCAAACUUGGGCUUUACACAAUUACUAAAAAACAAAUAACGAAAGCUGCAAAACAUCAACUGAUUCAACUGAUUAAUCGAAUUGAGUGAAAACUCUAGUUAUUUUGGUCAACUAAAAACAUUAUAAAUGGAAAUGGAAACCAUGUGCAUUAUAGUGAAAAUUUAAUUUUCAAUUUUAAUGAAAAUGCAAAUUCAAAUGAAAAUGCAAAUGAAAAUGAAAAUGCUAUUGUUAUUAUUGUAUUAUUACUAGAUAUUUAUUCUACAAAACUUUGCGCUUUUUCAAUUCAAUUCAAUUCAACCGAAUUAAAUCAAUUAUUUACUCAUUUAGUUUUAAGCAUUGUCAUUCGAAGCGCAUACAAAACAAAAACGAAAAAGUUCAAAUUACAUUAAACAUUCUCUCAUUAAUUUAGACUAAUCAAGUUACAUUUUAAACGACAAAUUUUAUCAUUGCACACACAUUGAAACAUUGAAAACAGCCACCGAAAUUCGCAUUCGCAAUUUACAUUCAUAUUUUAUUAGAUUUUACACCCACAUUAAAAGUCAGCCGAUAAUUUAAGUGAUUCUCCAUUGUAAAUAAACAAACCAACCAACAAAAAAGUAACCAAAACAUGAACCUAAAAAAAAAACAGAAACAAAAACAAAAACAAAAACAUGUCAUGCGUCAAUUCAAACGUGUCUUUCACACUCACACACUUAAACACACACACACACACACCCAGAACAAUUUGUUGCUUGUAUUCAUAAGGCAUUAGUCAUUGGAAUAAAUGGUUGAUUUAUUGUACUCAACUUAACUCAGCACAAAAUGUACUAAGACAGCCAUUAAUGCUUAAAUAUUGUUAGAUGUAAUCACACAGAUUAGUACUAGUUAUAGCCACUAGUACAUAAUCGUAUAUAAUCGGACUUGUACUUGUAGUUGUAGUAAUUACAGGUAUUUCCUUGCCAGCAGCAACAGUCAACGCAACUCAUCAACGCAAUCAUAUCAAUAAUAUCAAUUAUCAAGCCCACGUACUCACUUAUAGAUGUACAUACAUACUCAUAGAUACAUGCAUAUAUGUAUAUGUAUUUGAAUAUGAACAAGGACAAAGCUAAAUGUGACAGAAAAUUAAUGGAUUAAAUAUAUAUGUAGUAGCUAAUCGUAUACACAACAACAAGAUACACUAACUCGAUUUACUUUGGCUUGCCAAAGAUAAAAUAUCAUUGCAAUUAAUACUAAACUAUUAAAAUAUUAGAUCAAUAAUAAUCUAGCAAUCCUUAUAAGUUUACAACUUGUCCGUUAAAUGAGCUUUAUCAAUCCUGCAAUGAUAUUUUGAAAAAAAGACAUGCAUAAACACAAGCGAGAUAGUUGCAGAAGUAAAAGUUCAAAUUAAAAUAAUCAUUAAUAAUUUAAUUUCUUUUACCAUCAUUCGGGAACUUCUGUGACUACCCUCGCUUGCUUAAUUUCAGACAAACAUACAUAUACACAUACAAUAUUGAAUAUUUAUGUAGACUGCAAAUUUACAAGAAUACAAAAACCAGCGAAUAAACCUUGCAAAAAAACAAAAACAGAACUCUAAAGAAGCACCACAUAGCAACAAUGUAUAAAUACGAAAUAAAUAAAUAUUACGAGUAUAACAAAAGAAUAUAGAAAAAAUACCAACUACAUAUUUACAGAAUAUACUACAGUAUACCAACAGACAACAGACACAAAACAAACAAAGCUAUAUAUAUACUAUAUGAUAAAUAUACAUAUAUAAUAAUCCAAUAGAGCUCAUGAAACUAUUUAAAGGAUUUUACGAUGUAUUCAAGACUUAAUUUUCAUAUACAGAUCAGAUACUGUAUUAAUAGAUUUUGAAAUACUUCAGAACGAUUUAAAGUUUCGUAUGCAAAAGUCACAGACUGCAGUUAAAUUAAGAAGAUCCAUAAACGAUCCUGUAGGCUUUUGUAUUUAACCUCUCAAUCAAGGCACCUUAACACAGACCAAAAUACGUAAAUGCACCACAAAUAUUACCAAAUAUAACCAAAGGCAGUAAUAAUAAUGCAAAAUACUAUUUUUAAAUAAACAAUACAAAGUUAAGCCCCCUUGCAGAUUAUGUCCAAAUAAUUCUCCAAUAUUCACUAUUCUAUUCUCCAAUUUUAUUACAACAUCUCUCUAUAUUCUUCUUCAAUGAUAUCUGCAGGGGUUUGAAGCCCAAACCUUACACCAAAUACCAAAGUUUAACUGUGCAUACCAUAUAACUAAGUACAUAGAAUUUAUUGUAAUGUGUGUGUAUAUCAUAUAAGACAGAACAGCAAAUCAAACAUAAUGCUGAUCUAUUCAUUGCUUGUAUACCACUUAAAAUAACAAAAAGAAAGAUCAAGCUAUCUGCUUUAUAUCAAUAUCAAAGUAUCUUUAGCUGCGCAUUGUUAACGCAAUUAAUGUAACAAUAAAACAAGGAAUCAAACACAUCAGAUUCAUGUGCAUCUAACAUACGAUAAGCUUUAAGAAUGUACACUCAUAUAGCAUAUACUUAAUCCUAUGUUACAUAAAUGUCACACCAUCACUUUACCUAAGUUAAUACUUACGAUUCUUUUGCAGUUUUAUAAUUACCCGAAAAUUAUUAUAAUAAUGAAUGUAUUCGUUUCGAUAAUUGCGAAAAUCAAUAACCAAUAUUAUGAAUAAAACAAAUAAUG